This is a messenger RNA of Lactuca saligna, 2029 nucleotides long. The record is from the annotation of a GenBank genome assembly. Lineage: Eukaryota; Viridiplantae; Streptophyta; Magnoliopsida; Asterales; Asteraceae.
UUAUCCCUCAUUUACAAUCCCAAACACCCGUCAACUCCCCACCUCCCUCCUUCUUCCUUCUGCUCCAUUAAACCUGCAAAAAAAAAAAGUCGUUAUCGAAAGAACCUAAUCGAAGCAAAAGGAGACAAGGUCAUACUUUAAAGUCGAAAUGGUGUACGUAAUGUGGCAGAUCAGACCAAAAAAUGAAGUUGUCGACGUAUCAUCCUUAUAUGCGGGUGCACCCACAUGGUUUAGUAUUAAGCUUCAUCAUGGUGGGAAGUUUACUAAGUUACCUGACAUAAAGUAUACUGGAGGUGAAGUGCGUUAUGUUGAUUAUGUGGACAUAGAUGAGUUUUCUGUACAUGAACUUGAUGCCAUAAUGCUUGACCUAGGUUACCCAGACCCACGGAUGAUUGAAUUGAGUGUUGAAUCCCCAGUGAUAUACUACCAUUUCAGGAUACCCAAUGGUGACUUUCAAUUUGGUCUUAGAGCUUUAGGGAAUGAUCAGGAUGUUAUCAAUCUUUCUAAAUUUAUUCAAAAUAACAAGUUGAUUGAAGUGUACACAGAACAUGGGAAGACAAAUCUACUCACAUACUUCAUGUCUCCAAAUGCAAAGGGUAAAGUUGUCAUUGAGGAAUUACCAGAAAAUGAUGAUCAAGGGGCUAAAUAUGAGGCUGAAGUUCAUGUAGAAUCUCCAUUGAGAAAUAUGAACCAUGUCAAUGAUGAACCAAUUGGUGAGUACAUGUCUUUGAUUCUUUUUGGGAGUAAAACUGAUGCAUUCUCUCCAGAGUAUAGAAGGGGUAGAGUUGGGAAUUCAAAAAGAGAGGAAGGUUCUUGUAGCAAGAGGCUUAAUUUAGAGGAUAUUGAUGAUUUAAAAGAGAAGGAAAACACUAAUGAGGAUGAGAUGAUUGAUGGAUGCUACAACACCCCACCCAUUAAUGAUGAUGAACAAUAUAAUGAACUUUUUGACAACCUUAUGGAAAAUUUAAAUGGAAGUGAUGAGUAUGUUGAAGAGUAUGAAGGGGAUGUUGAAUCUGAAGAGAGUGAUGAAGAGUAUGAAAAGGAUGAAGGUGAUGAUCAUGAUGGGAAACAAUCAGAAAAUGAAGAUAAAGUGGAUGACAUAAUGGAUGAGGAGAACAAUAUAGAAGAUGUUGAUGUGGACAUGGCAGACUUCUUUGUAAAUGUUGAAAGUGAUGUUGAAGGAGCAUGUAUUAAUGAUGGUCAUGAACCUGAAGAUAUGGAAGUGAUCAACAAUGAGGAGUUCGAAUCAUUGGAUGAAGGAUCAGACCAAGACAGAGAAAGAAGAGCUCUCAUAAGAAAUUUGGGAAAAGAAAAAAGGUGCAACUUUGGGUCAGUACAUAUACAGUCAUUCUCAGUGGGGCAAAAGUUUAAAAGUAAAAAAGAAUUAAAGGAGUUAAUUGAUGUGCACGCACUAGAAACAAGAAGGAAUCUAUUCUUUAAAAAAAAUGACAGUCAAAGGCUUAGGGCACAGUGCAGAGGAGUUGUACCUGUCAUCAAUAAAGGUCAAGUGGGGACUAAACCUACCACUUCAAAAAGCAAGGGCAAAGAAGUAAAGACACAAAAAGAAACAUGUGGUUGGUAUAUACAUGCAUCUAGGUCAAACCCCGAAUCUGAUUGGUUUAUAAGGACCUUAAACCAAACUCAUACAUGCUUACAAACAAGAAAACUCAGAGCUUGUACUGCUUCUUUAAUCUGCAAGAAAAUCAUAGAUCAAGUUGAGGCAGAUCCGAAGAUUCCUUUGAGAGCCAUACAAGAUCACUUUCAAAAGACCUACCAGGUGGGUAUUUCAAUGGAUAAGGUGUUUAGGGCAAAAGAUAUGGCAAGAAAGCAUGUAACUGGGGACUACACAAAACAGUUUGAGUUGUUGAGGGACUAUGCUCUUGAACUUCAAGCUACAAACCCAGACACAACAGUCAAAAUAGAUGUGUGUCCUAAUGGCAACCCUGCAUCCCCAACAAGGCAGUUUAGAAGGAUUUAUGUAUGCUUGGGUCCACUGAAAAAAGGUUUCAAAGCAUGUCUUAGAGAUUAG